Messenger RNA from Ectocarpus siliculosus, 2811 nucleotides. The record is from the annotation of a GenBank genome assembly. NCBI's taxonomy places the organism in Eukaryota, Phaeophyceae, Ectocarpales, Ectocarpaceae.
AUGGAUUCGCAGCUGGAUGUGGAGAAGCUCUUUGCGGAGAACCAGGAGCGAGAGCAGGAAUUGCGGAAUCUCCUCAAGACGAGGCCUUCCGAGUCAAGAGAUGUCCAAGCCUUGCGGGCGGAGAUGAGGGGGGCGUACAGCGAGAUCCUGGGGAUGGACCCCGAGUUCUGCGCCGCCAAAGACGUGGAGCUCUUGUUGUGGAAGAACUGCUACUACAAGAGAAUAGAGGCGAGCACCGAAAAAUAUAUUCUAUUCGGAGAAUGCGGGAGAGGAGGGCCGCCGGCGGCGAUAGGAAGCAGCGACCGGAAGACGCGACUGGUGCGCCUGGUGGUGCUGAGCAUCAACCGGUGCUUCAUCUUCCUGGGCGACCUGGCGCGAUACCGGGAGCUGCACGGGGAAAACUCCGUCAAGGAUUGGUCCAGUGCCGAACGGUACUACCACCAGGCAUUGGCAGUGCUUCCCACGAGCGGGAACCCCCACAACCAGCUCGCCGUGCUGGCCACCUACACGGACGCGGAGUGCGUCUCGGUGUACAGGUACUGCCGCAGCCUGAUGAUCGACAGCCCGUUCCAGACGGCCCACGAGAAUCUGACGCUGCUGUUCGAGAAGAACAAGCAGAAGGGCUUCGGGAUGCCGGCCUUGGAGGGGGGCAAGGAGAGCCUGGGGGGCGGGAGAGAGUCGACGGGGGGCGGGGGCGGGGGGCACCACCACAGCAAGGGGAAAGGAAAGGGGUCCGGAGGACGUGGAAAUACCGGGGCCUUGCUCAAGUCUUUCCUCCGGCGAUUCGUGCGCCUCCACGGCAUGAUCUUCUCCGGGAAAGCUGAGGACUUGGAGGACUUCCCCAGCAUCUUCGAGACGGCCAUCGCGGACUUCCGGACGCUCCUCUCCAACUCGGCAUUCGGCGACGCGCUCCUGCUCAAGAUGGUGGUCAUCUGCAUCUUCUCCGUCACUCACGUCGCCGACGAGACGGAGACGGCGGCGGCGGCUGCGGCUGCGGCGGCGGCGGCGGCCUCCUCCAACUCCCACGACGACGAGGCGUUCUCCAACUCCGGCGGCAGCGUCGUCGACGGCGGCGGCAGCAGCCUGGACGGGGCCGGCUCGAACGCCGGGAGCACGGGGACGCAGGCCGGGGGCACGGAGGCGGCGGCGGCGGCCGCCAGCAAGGCCGAGGAGGAGCACUCUGUCUUCUGCGGGGCUGCCGGGGGCGGGGGCGGGGGCGGCGGGGGCAGAGGCGGCGGCGGGGCUCGGCGAGGGGUGGCCAGCGUAGCCGUCCAGGAGGCGGAGAUGCGAGCCCAGUACUGGGAGGUGGUGCAGAGAUUGUCGUCGACUCUGCCCGACCAGGACCCGAUGAACCAGGCGGACGCUUUCCCGGGAGAUCCGCUGGGAAGGCGGCGGCCCUUGAAGGAGCACGUGGAGCUCAGAGGGUUCCUUCCCCUGGCGGACCUGUACAAGAAGCGGUACGCCAUGGACGGCCCGGCCGUCCCCGCCGUCCCGGACGACUGCGCGGGCUCCGUCCGCAUCCGGGGCCUCAAGGCCUUCUGCACCGCCGUCAGCGGCGACCCCUUCACCCCGGCCCCCGCCGACCUCGUCCAGUACCCGGACGGGGACGGCAUGAUGGUGACCGCGACGGCCGGUUCGCACCGGGAGAACCGCUCGGAGUACAGCGAGGCCAGCACCAGCAGCGGGAGCUACCACUACGUGCAGGACGGCGCCGCCGCCGGGCGGCCGUUCGAGAUCGCCCUGAGGCCGUCGGGGCCGUCGUCGCAGCACAGCGGCCGGGCGCCCCCCGGCAUGGGCAGCGGCGAGGUGAUUGGGCCCGGCGGGGAGAGGGUGUCUCGGUCCUUCUCUGGGCCCGGGCCAGGCGGGUACUUCGGCAGCGGGAGCAGCAUCGGGGCCGGGAGCGACGGGGAUGGGUGGCGCGCUUCCAAAGGCGGCGGGCCGGGAGGAGCACGACAACACGGCCGCAACGCCAGCGUGGGCGUGUUCCGCGUACCGGUCCAGCAGCAACAGCAGCAGCACUACCCAUCCCAGAUGUCGCACGCCCGGCAGCACUCGCAGCCGAUGAUGCCAUCCGUGGGCGGCGGCGGUGGCGACCACGACUCCUCCGGGGGGGGGCAGUUUUUCCAGCCGCCUCUUCACCGCAUCCACUCUCAGGCCGUGGGCGUGACCUCGGCGGUCGCGCCGCCGGGGGGCACCCCCGGCUCCUCUACCCGCGGGGCGUACAACAGCAGCGGCCGCCACUCGGACACGGCCAGCGCGACGGGUAGCCGCCACUCCCUGGACAGCGGGAUGCGGUACUACGACAACAGGCAGGCACCCAUGGCGGCCGCCGCCGCCGCCGCGCCGGAGGCGUUCAACGCCGUCCACCACGCCUCUUCCGUCCCCGGCGGCGGCGGCGGCGGUAAGUCUUCGAUCGGGGCCAACCAGGGGUCCGGGUCCGGUUCGAGCGGCGUCGGCAGCGCCUUCGGCAGCGGGCACGACACGCACUCGUUCGGUGGCGUGGAGCGCCCCCGGCGGGCGCAGCGGCGGCGCGGCCGCCGUCGGCAGCAGCGCCGGGAGUGGGGGCGGCGGCUGGGCCGUGGCGUCGUCGGGGGCCGGGGACCUGGACCCGCGGAGCAGCUUCCGCAGCGGCGACCCCGGGUCCGGCGACGAGACCGAAGACGUCGGGGUGUUCACGCCGAGCUUCGGCGGGGGGCACAGCGGCAGCGGCAACGUGUCGAGGCGGAAGAGCACGGGCGGCGGCGGGGGUCCCGUGGUUGUUGUCGGCCGGGGAGGUCGGGAAGGGAGCUCCAGGAGUUUGCGGGGAGAUGA